This is a messenger RNA of Anopheles moucheti, 1463 nucleotides long. RefSeq names its product polycomb group RING finger protein 3 (gene l(3)73Ah). The coding region runs from base 109 to 777 and encodes 222 amino acids. The transcript has 4 exons. Gene Ontology annotation, cellular component: PRC1 complex. Gene Ontology annotation, biological process: regulation of transcription by RNA polymerase II. NCBI's taxonomy places the organism in Eukaryota, Metazoa, Arthropoda, Insecta, Diptera, Culicidae. The record is from RefSeq and is a predicted model, not a curated record.
GAAAGCAACAAUAGAUAAAAAAGCAGUUUUCUAAAAUCGCGACCAACAAAUUCGUGCGAUCGUGGAAAAACUCAUCAUCCCUGGGCUUGCCAGGCGCCUGUCCCGACAAUGGAAAGACGGAUAAAGCUGAAAACAUUGAAUGAACACAUCACGUGCGAAAUUUGCCGAGGCUAUUUCAUCGAUGCAACCACCGUAACCGAGUGUUUACAUACGUUCUGCAAAAGCUGCCUAGUGAAACAUUUAGAGGAAAACAAUACCUGCCCAACGUGUGAAAAUGUUAUCCACCAGUCGCAUCCGUUGCAGUACAUCAGCUUCGACCGCACGAUGCAGGACAUCGUGUACAAGCUGGUGCCAAACCUUAUGGACAAUGAAAUGCAACGGGAGCGGGAGUUUUACAAAACACGGAACCUGCCUUGUCCGAAAGAUAUGCCGCAGGUGCACGACAGUGACGAUAAAGCGAACGAGCAGGCGCACCAGGAAGCGGACUACCAUCGGCAGGACGAGCAGGUUAAUGUGUGCCUCGAAUGUUUCAAUGAUAAGCUGCGCAACCUGAAGCGAAGGUUCAUACGGUGUAGUUCGCAGGCCACGAUAACGCACCUGAAGAAGUUCCUCGCGAAAAAAGUACUGAACGGUAUCGACCGAUAUAAAGAUAUCGAUAUCCUGUGCAAUGACGAGCUGCUGGGAAAGGACCACACGUUAAAGUUCGUGUACGUCACGCGGUGGCGCUUUAAAGACCCACCGCUCAAAUUACAAUAUCGACCACGAGUUGACCUUUAAGUAGGGCGCGUACCGAACAACGGAAGUUCUAUUCAGCCUGUCUAAGAGUUACGGAGGGCUAUGUAGAUAAGAGAUUUUUAGAUGUGGGUGUGGACAAGCGUUCGUCCUUCAGUAGUUGAUGCGCAAACCCGAGCGUUGUGAUAUCAGGAAGGUUUUUCGCGAAAUAGCACGUGUGGGCAACACGAAUGGUGGCAAAAUGCUUUUGCAUUCCCACCGCCUUCGUGUUAUACCAUCAAUAAGCAAAAGGAAGGAGUCUCGAAUGGUCACAUGUUUAAACAGAGGAGAGAGAGGUAUAGAAAAGAUUCGUUUUAUGCUCUAGAUUUAUUUGUUUAUGUGUUAUUUAAGCAAUGUGAAUGUACAUAAGGACGUGAACAUAAAGUAGACGAACUCCGCGCGGACAUUGUUGCUACCCCAAGAAAGGUUUUACAUCGCGAACGGGUCAGCGUUAGACUGCGGUCGCACACAAAAACCAGAUAAAUGUGCGAUGAAAUGUAUAGAAAAAAUCAGGAGAUCGCGGCGCGACGAGCAGCUAGCAGUAGUGGUGCACAACGAUGUACUUGUGCGUGUAAUAAUUCUCAAUUUGCAAAUAGAAGAAAGUGCGUAGGGAGCGAUGGGAUCACCAGGAUCACUCAAGCAUGACGUAGUAGAAAAGAUGAUCUGUAUAAGUAUUACAAUAAAUUUAUAUU